UCUCUGGGCCCCGGUCCUCUCUCCUGUUACCGGUGCUACCAGCUCCCGGGGGACACCCAGAGGCGCCCGCCCCGCCAUCACUUGCGACCACGGGGGUAGCCCGGGGCCGUUCCGGAGUCGCCCGGACCCGAGAGGCUGCUGCACCGGGCCUCAGCCACCCCUCCGGAUGCUGGUGUUGCCGUCGCCCCCCUGCCCGCAGCCUCUGGCGCUUCCCUCCGCAGAGGCCAUGGAGGCCCCUCCUUCUCGGACAGGCAGGUCCCCAGAGCCCGGACCUUCCUCCUCCACAGGACCUCCCCAGCCUUCCUCCCCUCCGAGGCCCAACCACUACCUGCUUAUUGACACCCAGGGCAUCCCGUACACCGUGCUGGUGGACCAGGAGUCUGAGAGAGAGCCCGGGGCAGAUGGGGCUUCAGCUCAGAAAAAGUGCUACAGCUGCCCCGUGUGCUCCCGGGUCUUCGAGUACAUGUCAUACCUGCAGCGACACAGCAUCACCCACUCGGAGGUGAAGCCCUUCGAGUGUGACACCUGUGGGAAGGCAUUCAAGCGGGCCAGCCACCUGGCUCGGCACCACUCCAUUCACCGGGCUGGUGGCGGGCGACCCCAUGGCUGCCCGCUCUGCCCUCGACGCUUCCGUGAGGCCGGUGAGCUGGCCCAGCACAGCCGGGUCCACUCGGGGGAGCGCCCGUUUCAGUGCCCACACUGCCCGCGCCGAUUUAUGGAGCAGAACACCCUGCAGAAGCACACUCGGUGGAAGCAUCCAUGAGCCGGGCUGCCGGGUUCCCCAGGUGCCAUGGGGUUCUGGGGGGAGCCCGGACUCUUGUGGCCCUCAGACACGUGGCCAGUGCAGAAGGCUGGGUUGCAGCCCUGGACACAGAUACAGACACACUUCCUGCAAAGGCCAAGCCCUGCCUGAAGGAGGAGCCCCUGAGUAGCCUUUGGAUAUUUUGGAGAUAAAGGUGGAAAGGAGACCUUACCUUCCUAGGGUGGAGCCUCAGGCUGAGCCUGACCAGGUGCCCAGGAGACAGUGCUAUGUGUGAAAAUCCUCCAGCCUGAAAAUCGUGGUUGGGAGCCAUCAAGCAUCUGCACCAGCUUCCUGACGCCCCCUUGUUGAUGCUGGGGGAAGGGGCCCCAGACCUGCCUUGCACCCCCCAGCCAGGACUUGAGACUGGACACCCAAUAAACACCUUUCCCAUUUUGAGCACUUGAGAUUUGUUUUGGGGCACAGCGGUUUGGCCUGCCUGCUGCCCAGCAGGGAGACUCAGCAAGUGCCUGGCCCACCUCUUCUUGGGCAGAAGAACAAAUCGGCCAUGUCUACUCUCCGGAGAGGGAAAGAGCUUCCCACUGCUGACCUCAAAUAACACUAACAGCGCCCUGGAUCUUGAGCGUCGCCUGUGGCCAGGUGCUGGGCUGAGCAUUUCACCUGGGUCAUCCCAAGUGCAUCCGCACAGUGCUUGGCUUGGCUGGCUGGGGAUGGGAAGGUUGGCCUUCUGCACUGGGAUCAGUCCUAGCUUGACCCCUCACAAAGGGUGUCAUCUAGGUAGAGUGUUGUUAAACCUUUUUUUCCUUAAAGCUAGGAUCUCCUGUAAGAAACACAUUUUAUAUGGCAACCCAGUAAACAUACACAAAAUAUAUGUGCAACAAAAGUUCAGCAGUACUUAAAUUUCUGCCACAUGCAAUUAACUUUUUUCCUUUUUGCUAAUUCCAUUCUACUAUAUUGAAUUCCCUGCCCAUGAACCUGUAGUUUGCAAAAUACCUAUCUAGGGCAGGUAACUCCCCCUGGACGUUUUGACCCAGGCUACAGUUUAUCUAUGAUGUGAAGCAGGUAGGAGAGGAGUGUGGCCACAGCUUUCUAAAUGGUGCAGACCUUUAAAUUCUCCUUCUGCAAGGUUACAGCCCUGCUCUCCUAGAGCUGGCCAAAAUUCCAGUAGCAAAAAAAAAAAAAAAAAAAAAAAAAAAGAGAAAGAAAAAGGAAAUGAAAAGUCCAGUAGCAACUGGUGACUGGGAGGAGAGGCUGGGAGCCGAAUAAACAUCGGCCUUCUUAAUGAA
This is a messenger RNA of Prionailurus viverrinus (fishing cat), 2046 nucleotides long. It is a transcript of the gene ZNF581, whose product is annotated as zinc finger protein 581. Gene Ontology annotation, molecular function: RNA polymerase II transcription regulatory region sequence-specific DNA binding; DNA-binding transcription factor activity, RNA polymerase II-specific. Gene Ontology annotation, biological process: regulation of transcription by RNA polymerase II. The record is from RefSeq and is a predicted model, not a curated record. Bases 167 to 763 code for a protein of 198 amino acids. Gene Ontology annotation, cellular component: nucleus. The transcript is spliced from 2 exons. NCBI's taxonomy places the organism in Eukaryota, Metazoa, Chordata, Mammalia, Carnivora, Felidae.